Messenger RNA from Cyprinus carpio (common carp), 4581 nucleotides. RefSeq names its product calphotin-like. The transcript is spliced from 3 exons. NCBI's taxonomy places the organism in Eukaryota, Metazoa, Chordata, Actinopteri, Cypriniformes, Cyprinidae. The record is from RefSeq and is a predicted model, not a curated record. The coding region runs from base 1 to 3357 and encodes 1118 amino acids.
AUGGUUGCCAUUAUUGAGAACACAACAAAACAGUUUGGUAAAGAGAAGCCUAUAGAGUCUGAACCUGUAACACAGGUACUCGAAAAAUCAAAGCUACCAAAGGCAACAGAACAAAAGGGUGAAGCAAUAGAUGGUGACCAGGCCCCAGCAAUGACAUCAUCAGAAAUGAAAGAAAUUGCAGUUACAGAAAAAAAAUAUACAAUGGCUGUUGCUCCCAAACCAGAAUCAGAAGGGUAUGAUUCAGAGCCGAUUAUGAUUGAAGUGGCUGCAAUCACAGUGCUCGCACAAAAUUAUACUGCUACAGAAAUAGAGGUUAGUAAUAUAAGCGAACAGAACAGUGAAGCAGAUAAAAAAGCUAAGCUAAAAUGUGAACCUCUUGAAAAGGUAACAGAAAAAAAGGCAAAUGAGUUGCAGGUAGACAAAACCGAAAUUAAAGAUGAAAUACCAGCAGUAAUGGAAAUAACCCCCAUUGCACAGGUAUCACCACUGACCUCUGAAGUUACAUCAGAAAUACCAGAAGUUGCUGUGUCUGAGAUACAAUCACAAGUAGAGAAUGAACUCCAGAAAAUUCCAGUGGUAACAGAAGUGAAAGUAGAGACAGCUGUAGGAACUGAACUGGAAGUGGAGACACCAGUUGCCACAUCAGUGGUUACAGAACUUGAAGUAGAAACACCAGAGGUUACACCUAUGGCAAAAACAACUGAUACUCUCAAUUCUGCUGUUGCGUCACAAAAUCAAAACAUAGAUACUGACACAUCAGUGUUGACAACAGUGAUCAAAGAACAAAUGUUGGAGAUUUCCACUGUUGUUUCUGUGGUAGUGACACCAGCUACACCUUUAGAUGAAACACCUGUUGUAACUCUAGGCAAUGAGUCAAAGGAUGUACCUCCAGUAAAAGACACACCUGCUGUGACUGAAGCAGUAGAAACACCAAAUGUUGGAUCAGUGAUUGUGAGGACUGCUGUGGCCCCAGUAGUAGAGAUACAGAACGUGAUUCCAGUGGUAGCAACACAAGAUCUUGGUUCAGUAAUAGUAACAGAAGCUGCAUCUCCAGUAAUAAGUACAGCAACAGUGACUACAGUAGCAGAAGCAACAGUUGUGAGCACAGUUGUAGAAAUGCCUGUUUUUUCUGUAACAGCAGUAAAAUCAACUCCAGCUGUGGUAGAGAAAACAGCUGUGUCACCUGUUGUAGAAAUCCCAGCUACAGUAACAUCUGUUGUGCAGACUCCAGCUGUUGUUUCAGUGGCAGAGACUGUACCUCCAGAAGAGGUUACACUAGAUGUGACCCCAUUUGCAGAAACAACUGUGAGCCAAGUAAUUGAAACUCCCAUUGUUUCCAUCACAUCAGUAAAGCCAACUGUACCUGCAGUGACAAAGACACCAGUCACUGAGAUACCAGCUAUGAUUUCAGUGACAGUAGCAGAAGCUGUAUCUCCUGUAGAAGUUACAUCGGCUGGAACUCCAGUACAACCAGAAACAAUUAUGAUACCAGAAGUAGAAACUUCAGUAGUAAUUUCAACUGUAGAGACAUCACUUGUGACACCAGUGGUACAAACACCAGCUCAGAUUUCAAUAAUUGCAACAGAUGCAGGACCUCCAGUUACACCACCAGCAACUGCAGCAUCAGAAACAUCAGCUGUGAUCCCAGCUGUAGAAACCCCUGUUAUAAAGUCAUCUCCAGUUGCAGUGGAUGAGAUACCAGUUGUGACCCCAGAGGUACAGACACCAGGUCAGGUUUCAGUGAUGGUAACAGAGACUGCCCUUCCAACAGUUGUUUCAGCAGAGACUGCAGCAGUAGAAACACCUGUUGCGAUCCCAGUAGUAGAAACUCCUGUUGUAAAGGCAACUCCAGCUGCAGUGGAUGAGACACCAGUUGUGACACCAGUGGUACAGACACCAUGUCAAGUUUCAGUGAUGGUAACAGAGACUGUCCCUCUGCCAGUUGUUUCAGCAGAGACUGCAGAGGUAGAAAUACUUGCUGAGAUCCCAGUACUAAAAACUCCUGUUAUAAAGUCGACUCCAGUUGCAGUGGUUGAGACACCAGUUGUGACCCCAGUGGCACAAAAACUAGGUCAGGUUUCAGUAAUGUUAACAGAAACUGCACCUCCAGUAGUUGUUUCUGCAGUGACUGCAACAAUAGAAACAACACCUGUUGUGAUUCCAGUAGUAGAAAUGCCUGUUGUAAAGCCAACUGCAGUUGGAGUGGUUGAGACACCAGUUGUGACCCCAGUGGUACAGACACCAGGUCAGGUUUCAGUGAUGGUAACAGAAACUGCCCCUCCAGUAGUUGUUUCUGCAGUGACUGCAGCAGUAGAAACACCUGUUAUAAUCACAGUAGUAGAAAGUCCAGUAGUAAAGCCAGCACCAGUUGCAGUGGUUGAGACACCAGUGAUGUCCCCAAUGGUACAGACACCAGGUCAGGUUUUAGUGGCAGUAACGGAGGCUGCACCUCCAGUAGUUGUUUCAGCAGUGACUGCAGCAGCAAAAACACCUGUUGUGAUCCCUGUAGUGGAAACUCCAACUCAAUUUGUUGUGGAAGAGACACCAGUUGUAACCCCAGUUAUGAUGACACCAAUAACGGAAAGGUCAGUUGUGAGCCUAGUAAAAGAAACUACCGCAGAAGCACCAGCCGCAAUUUCAAUGGAAGAGAGACCUGUUAUGAUCCCAGUGGUACAGACACCAUCUCUGGUUUCAGUGAUUGCAAAAGAGGCUGCACCUCCAGUAAUUCUACCAACAGUGACAGCAGGAGCAGAAACAUCAGUUGUGAGCCCAACAGUAAAGGUAAACCCACCAGUGGCAGAGACACUAGUUCCACUACCAGAAGUACCUUCUGUGAUCCCAGCAGUACAAACACCAGUUGCAGAGCAGGUAGUACAGACACCAACAACACCAGCCGUGCCCUUGGUAAAGGCAACAUCAGUUGUAACUGGGAUGGAGGCACCUGCUGUGAAUACAGUAGUCCCUGUGAUGAUGACACGAACUAUUACCCUAGUUGUAGCUCCACCUGUUGUGACACCGGAAGUAAAGAAAGCAAUGUUGUCGGUAGUUGAACAGGAGAAAAAGGAAGCAAAGGCAGAGGCUUCAGUUGUAUCUCAAAAUGUUGAACCACCAUUUGUGGUUGCGAAAGAGGUAAAGACAUCAGUUUUAACUGAAGAGUGUGUAUCAGAUGAAGAAAAUAGGAAGGCUUCCUUGCAGCAUGAGCCUGUGGUUACUUCAACAGAACCUCAGUCAGAAGUAGAGGAGGAUGUGUGGGAGGAUGCUGUAGAUAAUAUUGGAGAUUCCCCGUGUCAGGUGACAUACACAGAGGGUGCACACCAAGAUACUGCUGCUAAACAAGCAUCUGAUGCUGCAAUUUGAUAGUGACGUGCUAAACCAAUUGAAAGAUGUGAGUGAGUUGGUGCAAGUUUAACAAGGAAAAUUCAGAACAUUUUACAUCUGGAAGAGGCUGUGCUCAGCACAAAAUCAGCUCGGACUCACAUUUCUCACAACAAAGAAAUGAACAAACCACUGAGAAGUAAAAUUGGAUCAUUAAAGUUCCAUUAAGCAAAACUGAAACCAAAAACAGUAGUUAUUCAGUGGAGAGGUUGUUCUUUGACCAAUCACUACAUUUUUACAUUUUACUUAGAUGCAGAAAAUAUUUCAACAUAUGUAACCCUUUAAAAGCAGCUAUUUUGUCAUAUUUUUACUAAGGAUAUUUGUCAAUGUAUGAAUUUUUUUUAUCCUGAUUCAGACAUUAGCGUGAUCUUAUGCCACAUUAUAUCAUGUUGUAUUACAUAUCUAAAACAAAAUGUUUUCUUAAAAUAUAAAACAUUUGUACACAUGCAUUAUAUCCUGACCGUUUGCCAUGUUUAGCAUAACACAAUAAUUGUUAUUGUGGAAGGAAGUGCAAUACCUGGUAUUAAGAUAUGUACUAAAUCAAAGGUAAUGUUGUUUUGAACCAUCACAUGCCUCUACAUGUGAUAUAAAUCAAGAAGGAAUUUAUUUUAUACUCUAAAUAUGAUGUACACUUUACCAAAGCUAUAAUGAGCAAAUCACAAUCAUGUUACAUCAAAGAGAGGUUUAGAUAGUAUUCAGUCAGAUGUAGUCACUUAAUGACUAAAAAUAAGAUUGUUUUAACUUGUUUUACAAAGAACAGUCAAAAUCUUAUCAAACUCUUGAUUUAUUUUUGUAAUUUGCCAUUUUAAUUUACAGAAACACCCAAUUUCAGAACAUAUUUGACUAAAGUUUUGGCAAAAAAAUUGAAGCAUGCAAACUAAUGUUGGAAUUACUGGCUUUUCCCCAUUAUAAUAUACAAGCGGCCUUGCCUGUUUUAAGGGCAUUUGCAUCUGGCCUGAUAAAAUAAGCCAUUACAGUAUUGAAAUCUAAAUUUUAACUUAUUCUAAUAUACUACUAAGGAGUGUUUGAAACCAUCUGUUCAGACUGAUUAUACAGUCUAUGCAUCUUUGAAGAAAUUGCAAUAUUACCAAUCAAUUAAAUAUAAGAGUGUAGUAUUGUUCCUGGAUUUUGAAACAUUUAAAAAUGUAUGGUUUAAUACAAAUGAUAAUUUCAGGUUUUAUUUAAAUAAAAGAAACUACCAAUUUU